AUGUCUUCUGAGAACCCUUCCACUCUCAAGUCCUACGUUGACUCUGCCACUGGCCUCGCCCAGCGCGCCGUGGGCACCGUGACCGGCAACUCCUCCACCAAGGCCGAAGGCGAAGACGCCCAAGCCCAAGCCGCCAAGGACCACGAAGCCAGCCACACGACUGCCAAACUGGGCCCUGUGACCGCAGACCCCAACACUGGCGCUACUGCGGUCGACGACCCUCAGCGCAACAACGGCACCUGGGACCAGACCAUCGGCUCGGCCAAGGAGUCGCUCGGCAACCUGACCGGCUACGAGAGCCUUCGUCGCGAGGGCGUGGAGCAGAACUCGCGCGGCAAGGCCGCUGAAGCCGAGGGCCAGCUGAAGGACUGGGGUGAGGGCAUGAAGGAUCGUGCGACGGGCGGACUCGGCAAGGUCGCUGCUGUCGCGAAGGGCGAUCGCGAGGAGGAGCGCAAGUGGGAAGAGAUGCAUGAUCAGGGCAAGGUGCAGCAGAGAGGUGCGGAGGCUGAUAUCCAGAAGCGGGCUGCUUAA
Molecule: messenger RNA, 531 nt
Organism: Aspergillus affinis
Lineage: Eukaryota; Fungi; Ascomycota; Eurotiomycetes; Eurotiales; Aspergillaceae
Product: putative mismatched base pair and cruciform DNA recognition protein
Exons: 2
Coding region: 1-531 (176 amino acids)
Source: RefSeq, a predicted model, not a curated record